AUGGGAUCGGGUUCCCCUAAACCAAUGGUUGCAUAUCCAAAGACCCUUCUACCAAUUGCAACUUCAGUGGGGGGACUUGCCUUGUUCUUAAUUUUUGCCUCUUUGCUUCUUGUCUAUCAGCCAAUUGGAUCUAAAGUUAGUGGCUAUUUUUAUAACCUUGAUGAACCUAGUAAAAUUGAGUUAUCACCCUUUAAUAAUGAAACAAGCAUAUUUGAGAACAGUGUUAACGAUACAGAAACAAAUAGAAAGACAGUUGAUUCAGCUACCGACAACACUGUUGAUUUAGAUAUUAAUAACACUGUUGAUUCAGAUGUCAACAAGACCAUUGAUACAAAUAUUAACAAAACCAUUGAGUUGGAUAUCAACAAGACUGUUGACCCAGAUGUCAACAAGAACAUUGACUCAGAUGUCAACAAGAACAUCGACUCAGAUAUAAACAAGACAGUUGACUCAGAUAUCAACCAGACGGUUGACUCAGAUAUCAACAAGAAGACGGUUGACUCGGAUAUCAAGAAGACGGUUGACUCGGAUAUCAAGAAGGCGGUUGACUCAGAUAUCAACAAGACCAUUGAGUCAGAUAUCAACAAGACAGUUGACUCAGAUAUAAACAAGACGGUUGACUCGGAUAUAAACAAGACGGUUGACUCAGAUAUCAACAAGACCAUUGAUUCAGAUAUCAACAAGUCCGUUGAACCAGAUGUCAACAAGACCAUUGACUCAGAUAUCAACAAGACAGUUGACUCAGAUAUCAACAAGAAGACGGUUGACUUAGAUAUCAACAAGACAGUUGAAUCAGAUAUCAACAAGAAGACGGUUGACUCAGAUAUCAACAAGACUGUUGAUUUAGUUAUCAACAAAACCGUGGAUACAGGUACCAAGAAGAGUGUUGAUUCAGGGUGUGAUCUGUAUGAUGGGAAAUGGGUAUAUGAUUCAGCUGGACCUUUAUACACAAACAGUUCAUGCCCUGUCUUGACACAAAUGGAAAACUGUCAAGGAAAUGGUAGGCCUGAUAAAGACUAUGAGAAUUGGCGAUGGAAACCCACAAAAUGUGAUCUUCCUAGAUUUGACCCCAAGAAGUUUCUGGAAUUGGUGAGAGGAAAGACAUUAGCUUUUGUAGGUGACUCGGUUGCCAGAAAUCAGAUGGAGUCAAUGUUAUGCAUACUUUGGCAGGUGGAAGUUCCAAAAAACCGAGGGAACAAAAGAAUGCAACGUUAUUAUUUCCAAUCAACAUCCGUAACAAUCAUCCGAAUAUGGUCAUCAUGGCUAGUCCACAAAACAACCGAAAAAUUCAAUUUUGCACCCGAGGGUGUAGACAAGCUCCACCUCGACAUCCCAGACGAAACUUUCUUAAAUGACAUUCCCACUUUUGACAUUCUCGUCCUUUCCUCCGGUCACUGGUUUGCAAAAAAAGCCGUUUACAUUUUAAACAACGAAAUCGUGGGCGGACAAUUAUGGUGGCCCGAUAAAUCCCGCCCCAAAAAAAUCGAAUCCCCCGAAGCUUUUAAAAUCUCUGUAGCAACUAUUAUGUCCACCCUGGUGACCAGCCCGAGUUACACCGGGCUGACUGUGGUCCGGUCGUAUUCACCGGACCACUACGAGGGUGGAGCCUGGAACACAGGCGGGUCGUGCACCGGGAAGGUGAAGCCCGCUGUGGAUUUAGUGGAGAAUGGGUUUACGAAUAUAAUGCAUGAUAAACAAGUGUCAGGGUUUAAUAUUGGUGUGAAAAAUAUAACGAAUAAAUCUCGGGUUGUUUUUAUGGACAUAACCAAAGCUUUUUCGUAUAGGCAUGAUGGUCAUCCGGGCCCGUAUAGGAGUCUUGACCCGAAUAAGGUGGUGAAAAGGAGUGCGGAUGGGCGGCCCCCACCGCAGGAUUGUUUGCAUUGGUGUAUGCCGGGCCCGGUUGACACGUGGAAUGAGUUGUUGGUUGAGGUUAUAAGGAGGGAUUUUGAGGGAUGA
This is a messenger RNA of Lactuca virosa, 1956 nucleotides long. Lineage: Eukaryota; Viridiplantae; Streptophyta; Magnoliopsida; Asterales; Asteraceae. The record is from the annotation of a GenBank genome assembly.